AUGGAUCAACAAUUCUGCCUGCGAUGGAACAAUCAUCCGACUAAUCUUACAGACGUAUUGAGCAAUUUGCUACAUAGACAGGCCCUUGUUGAUGUUACCCUGGCCUGUGAAGGUGAAACGUUUAAAGCGCAUCAGACAAUCCUAUCAGCCUGCAGCCCUUACUUUGAAAGAAUUUUCCUACAGAAUACUCAUCCUCAUCCAAUAAUAUUUCUGAGGGAUGUCCAUUACACAGAAAUGAGGGCCUUAUUGCAGUUCAUGUAUAAGGGAGAAGUGAACGUUAGUCAGAGUUUGUUACCGAUGUUUUUAAAAACUGCCGAAGCUUUGGAAAUUAGCGGUUUGACGCAAGGUGCUGUAAAGAAACCCGAAGACAGGACAAGUCCCACUCCCGCCGUCUCUCCAGCAAGAACAACGAUCGAAGAACGAAGUAGUGCCGGUAGUCCACCACCAGAGAAAAGGAAAAGAAAGACUUCUGGAAGUUGUGAAGUUCCCAUGACUGGGAACAAUAAUGAACGAUUCCUGGGAGAUACACAGAUGCCCCCACAGUGUAGUUACAAAACGAGCAGUGCGCCAGCUCCUCUACCUAAACUCCACCCCAUAUCAUCAGAAGUAGAUGAAGUUGUGGAUAUUGCAUCAUCACCUCCACCAAUCAAGGAAGAAGUUGACUCAAGUCCACAACCUGAUUUUAAGGAGUCUUUCCAUAAUGCUGGAGACAUAAAACCACCUCCUGUUCUGCCAACCGUUUUGAGCCAUCAUGACGAUCUGUCACUGCAGGCUCCCCCCAGUGCAGGAGGUGCAGGUCAGUCAGAUGGAAGUGAGCAUGAGCAGGGUCCCUCCUCUCAAGAUACCAUGGAUGGACUUGAUGACUAUUCUCCUCCAAUUAACGAAUCCGAGAGUGAAUAUUAUAACAAUGACAGUAAUUACAAUGAUCAGCUGCAAGUGUCUGAACCAAAAUAUAAUUCAGUGUGCCAGAAAGCCAAACAGAUGAAUUCACCUUUAGAUAAGGCUUCUCUGAAUUCUGAAAAUAUCAGGCAUUGCACAUUACUUGAAGAUCCUCAAAAUCAAGAUCAAGAUACAAUAAAGCCCACAAAAAAGGGAAGAAGAAAUGAAUUUAUAAAAUUUUACACUUGUGGUAUGAAUACAGUUAGUGCAGACAGAUGUGACGGAGAUUCAAACUACAUCUCAAAAGUUGGAGUAAUGCAUGAGUCUGAUAGAAAUAAUGAAAUUGUUGUUAUUUUCACCAACAUGCAAAAUAACACAGAGGAAGAACUUCUGGACAAAGAAUAUGAAACUUCAGACUGCUCAAUGAAUAUCAGGCACAAUUUUCACUGUAAUAUCUGUGGAAAAGUAUUUAAAUUUCAGGCAUCUUUAUCUCGACAUAAUAACAAAUUCCAUGUGACUAAAUAUCAGUGUUCCACUUGUAACAAAGUCUUUUCAAGACAAGUGUACUUGACAGUUCAUCUUUCAAAUCCUGGGCGAGUGUGUUAUGUUGGCAAUUUUAAAGAAAGCCAAUGAAGUCUAUAAGAACUAAAUUAGAAUUUUUAUUUUGUUUUGAAUAAAUACAAAAUUG
Messenger RNA from Schistocerca piceifrons (Central American locust), 1567 nucleotides. Its product is annotated as protein tramtrack, beta isoform-like. Lineage: Eukaryota; Metazoa; Arthropoda; Insecta; Orthoptera; Acrididae. Gene Ontology annotation, molecular function: protein binding. Gene Ontology annotation, cellular component: nucleus. Gene Ontology annotation, biological process: regulation of transcription by RNA polymerase II. The record is from RefSeq and is a predicted model, not a curated record.